UUUACCUGGCAGACGAGUGCAGACAAGUAAUAACAGAUACAGCGACAACAGUGAAACACUCUCUGAAAUAUUUUAUAACUGGAUCAAGUGGAGUCACAAACAUAUCAGAACUUGUGGCAGCUGUUGUGGUUGAUGGAAGUCUGGCUAUUUACUGCGACAGCAACAAAAAGAUAUUAGAACCAAAACAGGGCUGGAUGAAAAAAGUAUUUGAAGAUGAUCCUCAGCACUUUGAGUGGGCCACUCAGGAGUGUUUUCAGAGAGGGCCAAACAAAUUCAAAGUCAGGAUUCAGAAUUUGAAGCAGCGCCUCAACCAAAGUGAAGGUGUCCACAUUUUACAGGAGAUGUUUGGUUGUGAGUGGGAUGAUGAGACUGGAGAGGUUAAUGGUUUUAUGCAGUAUGGUUAUGAUCGAGAAGACUUCAUAUCUUUCGACCUGAAGACAUUGACAUGGAUCGCUCCGAAACCUCAGGCUGUCACCACCAAACUGAGAUGGGAUAAUGACAAAGCUAGAAUAAAAUACAAUGAGAAUCACCUCACUAUGAUUUUCCCGGGGUUCCUCAAGAAGUAUUUGGACUAUGGCAACAGCUCUCUUCAGAGAAAAGAGAAGCCUUCUGAUACGACCAUUCCCAUCACUGCUGCAGUGGCUGCUCUGGUUGUUGUCCUUAUGGCUGCUACUGGAUUCAUUGUUUACAAAAAGAGGAAAGCUCCUGACAACAGCUCCGAGCUCUCUGAGAAACUGAAUCCAGAAACCUGA
Molecule: messenger RNA, 752 nt
Organism: Dicentrarchus labrax (European seabass)
Lineage: Eukaryota; Metazoa; Chordata; Actinopteri; Moronidae
Product: major histocompatibility complex class I-related gene protein-like
Exons: 5
Coding region: 195-752 (185 amino acids)
Biological process (GO): immune response
Cellular component (GO): external side of plasma membrane
Source: RefSeq, a predicted model, not a curated record